UGCGUCUCAUUUACCCUAUGGCCGGCACGGUGCUCGGAGUGGGGGCUGGCGUGUUUACCUUGGCUCUGCUGUGGGUGCUGGUGCUGCUGCUGUGCGCGCUGCUUUCCAGAGCCCCCGGCCUGGCCAGGUUCUCUGUCCUGUUCAUCUUCCUUGGGGCUCUGAUUGUCACUGCUGUGCUGCUGCUCCUCCCCCGAGCCAGUGAGACCCCAGCCCCGGAGGUCGAAGUGAAGAUCGUGGAUGCCUUCUUCAUCGGUCGCUAUGUCCUGCUGGCCUUCCUCACUGCUAUCUUCCUUGGAAGUCUCUUCUUGGUUCUAACUAAUCACGUCCUGGAGCCAAUCUACGCCAAACCACUGAGGUCCUACUGAGCACUGUUCACAGAGACCCUCACUCGAUGUUGUCGCUGAGCAGAACGGCCCCGCUCGGGGCCUUGUCUUCAUAGUCCUCGUGGCUGAAGAUCAAGGGAAAAUCCGUUCGUUGCUAAGACAAAUUCCCUGAGCCCUGUCUCCCCGACACGUGGUUACAAAAUUGUCUCUUUGGAGGUAGAUUCUUGCCUGCUUACGAGGGUCACUGCUCCCUUCUCAGCACCUGCACCUCAUGUUCUCCAUCUGUUUCGUAAGGGGACUAGCAACAGUGCGUGAGCUGCUAGGAGUAGGUUUUCAGUCAAGACGCCAGUACGUGGAUUUGGGAAACAGUCCCACCUGGCUUCUGCUGUCCAAUAAAUGAAAGAAUUUGGUCCUUUUGAUAAUCCAUAAAAUUCUUAGUUAGAAGGGUAGGGUCAUUUGGAAAGGAAAGGUCAUUUCAAUGGGAUGAAGCGGAAGACUUACUUGGGUGCUGGUUGCUGACCACUCACUGUGUGUAUCGGCACAGGGCCACAGCGGCGCCCGCCUCAGCUCUAAUAACACAGGACACACCACCAGAGGCCCGGCUCUCACGUCAGACUCUUGGCCACAGCUUUCUGAGUCUGGUAUUUAUGUAUUUCAGGGUUUGCGAAAGAGUGUGGAAGGGUCCAUUGUUUGUCUUGCUGCUAUGUAUCUCUGGAGUCUUUUCCUCCCAGAAUUUGGUGGCCUUUCUGUGACUUCCUUAAUUACUUAAGAGUCCAUUUGGGGUUAUCAUCAUCUCUUUCAUCUUGAAAGUAGCCCUUUCUCCAAAGCUGAUGAGGAACAGGUAUUCCCAGGACUAGAUAUAACUUUGUGCUGGUCUGAGAUCCGAGACCAGGUGAAAUGUGUCCCCACGUGGAGGGGCCGGCUCCCCUCUGACAGCCUCCUCCUGCCCCUCCAGAGCCAUUUGAAGACGGAUCUCCUGGCUCAAAAUUAAGAGCCAGAAAACAAGCUGGAAAGAGAGCUCUGACUGAGUACGUGCUGUUCUGUCAGCAGCGCACUAGUUCCCUUGAAACAGAAUUUACUUACUGUUUACGACGAUCUCUUACCAUCCCCAUUUUAAAGCAGUGAAAAAGUAAAGGCUGUAAGAGACUUGCUGACUUGCCCAAGCUUUCCAGGACAGCCAGCACGCACACCAGCCGGGCAGACGGCAGGGCCUGUCUUCCCCUGGAUGAAGGCACGCUGAGCAGCCUGGAAUUUUGGUGGGCAGUGCGGGGAACUUGGGGCCCCUUCUCCUCGGCUGUCUCUCCUGGGCCCUGUUGUCAUUGUAGAGACAGUCCUGCCGCCCCAGCCAGGUUAAGCUCUAAGCUAAAAGCGGAGCAAACUGGUGACUGGGGAGCCAUGGGCCGGUGAGGUCAGCUGCGAUGACCCCCACCUACCCUUGAACCCUGUCUCACUCAGUUUGGAAAAGCUUCGCAGGUACGGCUCUGUCACAGAAGGCUUCAGAGGAAAUAGUUUCUCAGUCUGGCCUGGAGCCCAUAGCUAAGAAAAGAAAGCGCUCCCCCCACCGCAGCAGAUCAGAGGGAGAAAGAAGGACACGGAAAUGCGGAGGGAGGUGGGGCAAGGAGCGAGGCCUGCUGUCGCUCCUCGCCUGGGACCCUGGCACCGAGGCCCCCGGGUCCUGGCUGUCCUUGCUGCUGUCGAGCCGGCCCAGUGACUCCUAACAAAGCACAGGCUGCCACUUGUCACCUUCUCCUGACAGACUUGCUGAAAAAGCAAAUCCGGGAAAACUCUUACAGGUUUCUGGCCAUGAGUUCAUCUUUUUUAUUCCCUAACAAAGGUGUCUAAGGAUUAGAUUAAUGGACAAUGGCAACCAAGUUUGAAGGGGCUGCUUCCAUGGAGAAAACCGUGUUAUGGUUGAAAACGAAAUUUUUUUCACCAACACCAUUACCAUCCAAUUUUUGUUGUUUCCACAGAUGUAAGCGGCAGGCUCAUGUGGUAAGGGCAAAAUCCUACUUGGAACCAAGUAUAUAUUUUUAGCUCAGCCGCCCUGUAUAGAGCCUGUCUGAGACUACCAGCCACAGUGAAAAGGAGGAUGGAUUACUUUCUGCCUUCACACUCAAAGCCGCCACAUUCAGCCACCCCAAACCCUGCGGGGCUGGGGUAUGAAGUAAAAAAGUCUGUCGGGGCACAAAACGGCUUUCCCCGAGAGUUCUGCAGGGGCACCCCCUAACCAACGUCCCAUAGGGCACCUCUUGUGCACACAGCCUUCCCGGAGCCGUCCCUUAGGUAGAAACAAAUUAGCUUAGUGCCCCCAUUCACCAUUGUUUGAUCAGGUGGUGCUAUGCUUAUUCCCUGUCCAGAUGGAUCCUGUGGCAAACAGACUGUGGUAACUAACCCCUACUCUUUAGGGGUGGGGAGGGAGAAUAAAUCAAGGCCUCUGAUUUAUUCUAUAAGAAAGUGAGUUUACAGCCUUCUAAAACUGCGUGCUGGCAAAAGCUAAAUCAGCAGGACAUCACUUUCCCCUGUGCAGCGCCCACGUUUGUCUUAUCCACUAGGCGGCGCUAUGCUGUGUUUUACAAGCCUCUCAAACCAGGGAAAGCACACUAGGUAAUUUUUGGACAAGCUCCUUAAAUUUCUCAUUAAAAAAAAUGAAAGUAAAGCGAACUUUCUCUAUUGAUGCAUGAUAUCAGACAGUUAAUAAACAAUUCACAGUUUUUGGACCA
Messenger RNA from Artibeus jamaicensis (Jamaican fruit-eating bat), 3043 nucleotides. RefSeq names its product transmembrane protein 218 (gene TMEM218). NCBI's taxonomy places the organism in Eukaryota, Metazoa, Chordata, Mammalia, Chiroptera, Phyllostomidae. The transcript is spliced from 4 exons. Bases 18 to 365 code for a protein of 115 amino acids. The record is from RefSeq and is a predicted model, not a curated record.